GCUCGCGCACGCUGCCUCGGGAGUUGCCGCGUGCCCGUGCACGCUGCUGGCCGGACGUCUGCGCUGUCGUCUGACUACGUGGCUGCGGCUGGAUGCUCGGGAUCGAAGGGCGAGUGGGAAGAGGAGCUGAGAUCCAAGAGACUGGGACACGGCGGCGGCAGUGACUGUUCCUGUCCCCGGCCUGGAGUGUUAAGUCGCUCGUUAAAGCGCUAUCCGAAUGUCGCUGGGCCCUGGGGAGUUGGUCAACCUCAGCCUGUGAUCAGGAUGGUGGGACAGAAGCGACUGUGGAAUCUCCUUGUUGUCUUUUGUACUUGUAGUUUGUUUCUGCCUCUGGCCAGUGCAGAUAUCCACAGAGCCAAUGCCAAGAAGCUGGCACGGAAGGCAGCAGCUGCGCAAGCUGCCAUUGGCAGCAAUAGAUGGUGCCCUGAAAACGCGUUUGAGUUCCGCUCAUGGUCAGAACUAUUCACUGGAGAGCGUGUUGAUGCCUGGAUUUGCUCUUUGAUUGGCUCAGUAAUGGUUGGACUCAGCGGUAUCUUUCCUCUCCUUGUCAUCCCGGUCGAAGCUGGGGCCACAUUAAAAUCAAAAGAUGGGUCCCAACGUUUGAAACAGUUGUUGAGUUUUGCUAUUGGUGGGCUGCUCGGGGAUGUCUUUCUGCACCUAUUGCCUGAGGCUUGGGCCUACACGUGCAACAGUAAUCCAGAUGGAAGCCACAGUCGUAAACAGCAGAGGAAGUUGGGGUUGUGGGUUAUUGUUGGAUUGCUUGCAUUCUUCAUUUUGGAAAAAUUAUUCCCAGAUAAAGAUGAGGAUAAAGAAUAUCACAAAGAACCUUUUGACAACAAGAAUGGACGUGUCUGUGUAGAUAAGGCAGUCAAACACCAUAAAAAUGGAAAACUCAUUCCUUCUGCCAGCACUCAUCGUAAUGGUUCUUGUGUCCAGCUUAAUGGCCACUGCCAUAGCUCCUCUCUGCAGUUCAAGGUUUCAACUCGGCCUGUUCAAGUCAUUAAGAUUAGUGGGUACCUGAACCUCAUUGCCAAUGGUAUUGAUAAUUUCACACAUGGCCUGGCAGUGGCUGGAAGCUUCCUUGUCAGCAGAAAGGUUGGAAUCACAACAACACUGGCUAUUCUCCUCCAUGAAGUUCCACAUGAGGUUGGAGACUUUGCCAUCCUGCUCAGGGCAGGCUUUGAUCGAUGGAGUGCAGCAAAAAUGCAGUUGACUACUGCAUUUGGAGGAGUUUUGGGGGCCUGCUUUGCCAUGUGUGCAGAGUCUCCAGAAGGAGCAGGGGACAGUGUAGCUUGGAUUCUCCCAUUUACUUCAGGUGGAUUUCUGUACAUUGCUCUGGUUUCUGUGGUACCUGACCUCCUUCAGGAAAAGGAUGUGUGGAAUUCUGUGUAUCAGGUGUUGUUGCUCUGCUGUGGGAUUGGAGUCAUGAUGCUGGUCUCUGCCGUUGUUUAACUGAGGCCCUGAAUUAUCCUGGAUCAGAGGGCUGUUUCAGUAUCACCUAGGGAAAGGUAACCUGCAGCCAGCUUUCAUCAGGCCAUUGAUCAGCAAAAUGAACUACUGUACCAUCUCAUUCCUCCCACUACCCUAUGUCUCCUGAAAACUGAAUUUAGUCACGGACACUCGCUAAAUGACUUUUAGCCAGCAGUAAAAUGCUGAACCAAAGAAAAAUGCAAUAAGCCGGAAGUUGCACAACUAGGAACAGCCACUACGUAAAUUGAUGGUGCUUCACUGUCAGACAGCGAACUCCUCAGCUUACCUUAUCAGUCAAGGUGUUGCUUUGUUGGAAGUGCUCAGUCAUCUUGAGUUCCAGGUUUGCAUAGACUGUGGCCCUUACACCACACUUUUUAUUCAAAAGCAGCAUAGGAAAUGUUGCCAGGUGAACGUUGCUGGUUGCUGUCUCAUUGUUAACAACUUGGGGUUUGCCAUUGCUUUUUGACACAGAUCAGAUGUCAACAGCUAAAAGCAUUGUGAUGCUGCAGUAAAUACUGUUACUGCAGUGCUUCCACUUAUAGGGGUCUGCCAAAGUCAAAAAUCCAAAGACAGUAUGGACUUGUGCUGGAGUCAUCAGGGGUCAGUAAGUUCUCCUAAAACAAAAUCAUCAGUAAAAGUUGUCAUUUCACCCUGCUGACAUCCAGAUUAAUGACUCCCUUUUCAACUAUGUUACUAGACUGUAACAAUAAACCAGGAGGACCCACUUCCCAUUGGCUCUUUCCAAAUACCCGCUCAAACACUAUCAAUUUGCAAUAUAACCCUCUUAAUCCCAUUCCCCAAAUACACUCUGUCUAGCCAUCUUGAUCCUAUUCCCCAAACACUGUCUGUCUGACCCUCUCGAUCCUAUUCUUCAAACACUACACAGCUGACCCCCUUGAUCCUCUUCCCCAUAUGCUGUCUGACCCCCUCGAUCAUAUUCCUCAAACACUACAUGUUGACUGCCCCCGAUCCUAUUUCCCAUAAACUGUCUGAGUCCCUUGAUCCUCUUUCCCAAACACUACGUGUCUGUCCUUUCCAUUUUGCCAAAUUAUUACUGGAGUCCCCAAGAUUUCCACACUUCUUGUAAUCAGAUUGCACGUGACUUCAUGAUGAUAGUAUUUGCAGUGGUUAGGUAGCAAAACCAAAAGAAAUGUGCAGUUUCCCAGAUCACUUGGAGUUUACAACCAUAACUAUGCUUUUGGUGUGUGGCGUCUGUCCAUUUACUACAGUGCAAUAACUAUGCCACCUACAAAAUCAAACCUUUUUGCUCAGCACUGCUGUACUAGUGAAAUCAGUCGCAGUGUUAGGAAAUAGAGACAUUCCUUAGUCUGUGUGCUCAAAUGAGGGCUAUGGACCGACUGUUACUACCAGCUGUUAGUGUUAUUGGUGCUGUCUGCUCCUGUGUGAGCCUGUUGCUCAGUACAUGCAACUGAGAUCUUCAGCAUCUCACAGCUAUAUACAGACCCAUUGAUAAAAUGAAGCUCUCCACACUUUCUCCUAUCUCCAGGCAUAGAUUUUAUUUUCCUCAUUAUUUUUAAAACUUUUAUGUAUUUUAAAUCUACUUGUAAAUAUUUAGCAUGAAAUAUUUAAUAAAAUAUGCAUAUUCAGUU
This is a messenger RNA of Rhincodon typus (whale shark), 3080 nucleotides long. RefSeq names its product solute carrier family 39 member 13 (gene slc39a13). The transcript is spliced from 10 exons. The coding region runs from base 265 to 1452 and encodes 395 amino acids. Gene Ontology annotation, biological process: zinc ion transmembrane transport; intracellular zinc ion homeostasis. Gene Ontology annotation, molecular function: zinc ion transmembrane transporter activity. The record is from RefSeq and is a predicted model, not a curated record. Gene Ontology annotation, cellular component: membrane. Lineage: Eukaryota; Metazoa; Chordata; Chondrichthyes; Orectolobiformes; Rhincodontidae.